GUCGUAGACUAAAUAUUUGUUUUCAUUUUCACUUACAACCCUACAUCAAUCAUCUAAAGAAAACGUCGCAAUGGCUUUAGCUUUUCAAAGAGAACAAGUUGGUGUUAAGGUAACAACAACACCUGUAACUGUUCCUGAUGAUCCUAAAGCAAAAUUGAUGUAUUAUCUAGACUGUAUUGCUACGGUAUUAGAAUUGGAUGAUUUGCCGAGCGAACUGAGAAAUUACCGGAACUACCACUCACUGAAUGGUGACAAGACAGAAAUCCUUCUCAAAUUUUGUUUACUUCUUAACCCCGAUCUUUUGGACGGAAAAUGCAUUUUCGAAGCGAGUGAUUUGCCGAAUUAUUCGAAUGAGUUUUUAGAGCUAUCUUCGACGAGAACUACAAUGGUAGCAGCAUCCGGUGUGAUGAUUGGUGGAAGAAAUGUUCGAGUCGCAAAAAUCAUGUUGUACUUACCAUCAUGGCGUCGCAACAACUUUGACGAACCAUUGGCUGCGAUGACUCGACGACUAGCCGCACGCCAAGCAUCACGCCAAGCCCCGCGUCCAGCUAUCACUUCUGGCCGUAGAGAAAGAAGUGAAGGAUGUGUCAUAUUAUGAAGGAUGCAACCAUAGAUCACUGCCUUUUUUUAUAAAUAUGCUCAUUAGAAUAGUUAAUUUAAAGAGGUUUAUUAGAAUAAUUAAUUAAAGACGUUUGCACAUUAAUCAUUAAUAUAUACAAGGAAAAUGAUGGAAAUGUAUACCUUAGCAUAUCUAAUAAAAACAAGCACUCCAAGUAAUGUUAAAUUGUAAUAAUUAAAAAUGAGAAUACAUUUGUUUUCACCAAUAAA
This is a messenger RNA of Xenia sp. Carnegie-2017, 828 nucleotides long. RefSeq lists its product as uncharacterized. Bases 71 to 598 code for a protein of 175 amino acids. The record is from RefSeq and is a predicted model, not a curated record. Lineage: Eukaryota; Metazoa; Cnidaria; Anthozoa; Malacalcyonacea; Xeniidae. The transcript has 2 exons.